Molecule: messenger RNA, 495 nt
Organism: Poeciliopsis prolifica (blackstripe livebearer)
Lineage: Eukaryota; Metazoa; Chordata; Actinopteri; Cyprinodontiformes; Poeciliidae
Product: galactose-specific lectin nattectin-like
Exons: 6
Coding region: 1-495 (164 amino acids)
Molecular function (GO): signaling receptor activity
Source: RefSeq, a predicted model, not a curated record
AUGAAGUUGUUGGCUGUGUUCCUCGUUUUCUCCUUUAUGGUUGUGACCAUUGCUACCUCUGUCUCCAAUGAUGGCACUCCUGGUGAUGAUCGAUCUCCUUCUUGUCCUUUCGGCUGGACUCUGAUCAACAGUCGCUGUUUUCAAUAUGUUGCCAAUGAGAUGACUUGGGCUGGAGCCGAAAGAAACUGUCUGUCCAUGGGGGCAAACCUUGCAUCAAUUCACAACAUGAACGAGAACCAUCAGAUUCAGACUCUGAUAUUUACAGCAAGUCAUGAGUCCAAUGAAACAUGGAUUGGAGGCUCUAAUGCACAAGAGGAGAGCAUCUGGUUAUGGAGUGAUGGAAAUCUAUUUAGCCACACAAACUGGUGUCCAGCAGAGCCUAAUAAUGCUAAUGGCAUGCAGCACUGCUUACAGAUAAACUAUUCAGGUGCAAAGUGCUGGGAUGACUUCGACUGUGGUGCCCGUAAACCUUCUGUCUGUGUCAAGACAAUGUGA